Colletotrichum fioriniae is the source of this 1677-nucleotide messenger RNA. RefSeq lists its product as uncharacterized. Gene Ontology annotation, molecular function: DNA-directed DNA polymerase activity; damaged DNA binding. The record is from RefSeq and is a predicted model, not a curated record. Lineage: Eukaryota; Fungi; Ascomycota; Sordariomycetes; Glomerellales; Glomerellaceae. Gene Ontology annotation, biological process: translesion synthesis.
AUGAUCGUGUUAUACUCCACUUUAGACCCUCGGCUAAAGGCACUGCCCUUGGGGGUGAAGCAGAAGAACAUCUUGGCCACGUGCAACUAUGUCGCUCGCAAGCAAGGGGUCAAGAAGCUCAUGCUCAUCACGGAAGCCAAGCGGCUCUGCCCGAAUCUCGUCAUCAUCGAGGGCGAGGACCUGACGCCCUUUCGGGAUACGAGCAAGAAGCUUUUCGGCUUCAUGAGGGGCUACUCGUGGAACCGCAAGGCGGAGAGGUUGGGAUUUGAUGAAGUUUUCAUGGACGUCACGGAUAUCAUCAAUUACAACAUGUUUUGCCUCAACCGGGCCUCGCUGUCAGAGUCAUUCUUCCACCUUUCCAAGAAGGAUCCCGAAAAGGGGUUCCUAUGUGACUUGACCACAGUUGCGGGCUGCGUAUAUGGAAAGACAUCCGACACAGGAGACCUCGACAACUCUGCCUACGUGCGCCUGCUUCUGGCGAGCCACCUGGCCUUCCACCUGCGCAUGAAGCUCGAGGAAGACUUUGGCUUCACGGCCUCGGUCGGCGUAUCCACAAACAAGCUGCUCAGCAAGCUCGUGGGUAGCGUGAACAAGCCGCGUAACCAGACGACGCUAAUGUCUUUCGACGAUGCCGUCAUCACCAAGUUCAUGGACGCGCACUCUGUCAGAAAAGUCCCCGGCAUCGGCUCCAAGACGUCGCGCGCACUGGAGGAGAAGUACCUCGCGACGCCCCUGGGACCCGACGACGCCGACAGGGAGACAUCACCACUUAAAGUCUACGACGUGCGCACCCACGAGCAGACUUCGCCUGACGCGCUGGAGAAGCUGCUCGGUGGUCCUGGUUCUGAACGGGGUAUCGGGGAGAGAGUAUGGGGCCUCUUACACGGGGUCGACGACACGGAGGUGAAGGACGCGAGCGAUGUGCCGUCACAGAUUAGCAUCGAGGACACGUACAAGGGGUUGGAGAGCAUGAGUCAGAUUGAAGGCGAGCUACGCAAGAUAUCUGCUUCUCUCAUCCGGCGGAUGCGGACCGAUCUCCUGACAGACGGAAGCAGCAACGACUCGAUCGAGCCGGGUAGUCAGAGAUGGAUUGCGCACCCGAAGACAUUGAGACUCUCGAUUCGGCAAUGGCCUUCUUCUGAUGCGCCGCCGGGGACGUCGUGGCAUUCACACCCGGACUUCCAACGUAUUUCCCGAUCCCAACCUAUUCCUAACUUUAUCUUUAACACAAAGGAGACACCCGAUUCCCUGGCGGAACGACUGACGACGGAGAUCUUGCUUCCCACGAUGAAGAAAUUCUUUCCGGCUGGUCAUAAGUGGAAUCUGCAGCUAAUGAAUGUCUGCGUCGCGAAUUUGGCCGCCAGUGGUAGUGAGGCCGGACCAGGUGUGGGCCGGGAUAUAUCUGUCAUGUUCCGCAAGCAGGAUGACGUUCUCCGACAGUGGAAGAUUGACACGACCAUCGUGGAAGACGAUGACGGCGGUGGUGGUAGUGUUGAUGAUGCUCAACUCCAGUCAAUCUCAGAUGACGAGGUUGAAGAGAUGGAGGUGGAAGAGUUUGAUGAUGACGGCGGAUCAUGGGCAGGCGACGAAAUUGCGGCACGGUGUCCGUUGUGCGGCCAUUCCAUACCGCCGUUUGCCCUCGCUGCCCAUGCGAGAUUCCACGACUUUGAGGACUGA